GUUACAUUCUCAAUAACCUAGUGCAGAAUGAUCGAUAUAGAAACUCCGUCAAAUUGUGUUUUAUCGGUAACUUGCGGUGUGCGAUCGCUAAAAUUUGGACCCCCGGCUGUCCACCCUCCUGGCCUCUCCCCCGUCUCGUCCCUCCUCCUUCGCCCGGUGUACCAUAGCCCAUUGACGGCGAACAACUAGAGCACGCCAAAAUGAGUCAGGAUCCAGCAGAGCAGAAUAUCCACAUGUGGAAAAUCAAGAAGCUCAUCAAGAGCCUUGAUGCCGCUAGAGGAGCUGGUACCUCUAUGAUCAGUCUGAUCGUCCCACCAAAGGACCAAAUCUCCCGUGUAUCGGCGAUGUUGACGCAGGAAUACGGUACCGCCUCGAACAUCAAGUCGCGAGUCAACAGAUUAUCUGUGCUUGCAGCCAUCACGAGUACCCAGCAGCGUCUCAAGCUGUACAACCGAGUACCUCCAAAUGGUCUCGUGCUCUUCGUUGGCACCAUUCUGACGGACGAGGGAAAGGAGAAGAAAGUGUCCUUUGACUUUGAGCCUCACAAGCCCAUCAACACAUCGCUCUACCUUUGUGACAACAAGUUCCACACCGAGGCCCUCCAGGAGCUGCUUGAGUCCGACUCAAAAUUCGGUUUCAUCGUCAUGGACGGAAACGGCACGCUCUUCGGCACUGUGGCGGGCAACACUCGCGAGGUCAUCCACAAGUUCACCGUCGACCUCCCAAAGAAGCACGGCCGUGGUGGACAGUCCGCGCUGCGUUUCGCGCGUCUGCGUGAUGAGAAGCGGCACAACUACGUCCGCAAGGUCGCCGAGCACGCCGUGCAGCACUUCAUCACCAACGACAAGGUCAACGUGACCGGCCUCGUCCUCGCGGGAAGCGCGGACUUCAAGACGGAGCUCAGCCUGAGUGACAUGUUCGACCCGCGGUUGGCAUCGAAGGUCAUCAAGGUUGUCGAUGUCAGCUACGGUGGUGAGAACGGGUUCAACCAGGCUAUCGAACUUGCUGCCGAGUCCCUUGCGAACGUCAAGUUCGUACAGGAGAAGAGGCUUAUCCAGAAAUACUUCGAUGAGAUUAGCCAGGACACGGGCAAGUACUGCUUCGGUGUAGAUGACACGCUCAAGGCCCUCGAUCUCGGCGCCGUCGAGACCCUCAUCGUCUGGGAGAACCUGGACAUUACUCGCUACGUCCUCCGAAACGCCGCUGGUGAGGAGAUCAUCGUCCACGCGAACAAGGAGCAAGAGAAGGACCGCGAAAAGUUCUUCGACAAGUCCACGAACCUGGAGAUGGAGCAGGUGUGCGAGCCGCAGUCGCUGCUCGAGUGGUUCGCGGACAAGUACCGCGAGUUCGGCGCCAACCUCGAGUUCGUCACGAAUCGCUCGCAGGAGGGCGCCCAGUUCGUCAAGGGCUUCGGUGGCAUCGGCGGCCUCCUCCGGUACAAGGUCGAUUUCACGAACCUCCAGACAAUCGACGACCAGGAUGAGGACGAGUUUAUGAGCGACGACGAGGAUCUCUGACUUUUGUGGUGGCUCCUUGGAGGAGCCCCGCCUGGCUGGGGCACGCCGGGUGGGGCGGAGGGUAGCGGCGUGUGGCGUCAGGGUGCAGGUCUGGUCGAGGAAACGCGGGUUGCGGUGGCGAGGGCAGAAGCUCCAGACAAGCGAGGUGAGGUGCGGGGCGCAGUUGGUGUCCAAUCGCGGACGAAGAAGAAUGGCGUCCAGAGCAGCACGACAGUCGCGCUCGGAUCGUCGUAUCAGCAAGUGAAGUCGAUAUACGCGCAGAGACUUUACCAGUCUCUCCAUUCGUCAAGAAAUUGUUU
This is a messenger RNA of Rhodofomes roseus, 1816 nucleotides long. Its product is annotated as peptide chain release factor eRF/aRF subunit 1. Gene Ontology annotation, biological process: cytoplasmic translational termination. Bases 201 to 1517 code for a protein of 438 amino acids. Gene Ontology annotation, molecular function: sequence-specific mRNA binding; translation release factor activity, codon specific. Gene Ontology annotation, cellular component: cytosol; translation release factor complex. The record is from RefSeq and is a predicted model, not a curated record. Lineage: Eukaryota; Fungi; Basidiomycota; Agaricomycetes; Polyporales; Fomitopsidaceae. The transcript has 7 exons.